Habropoda laboriosa is the source of this 609-nucleotide messenger RNA. RefSeq lists its product as uncharacterized. The coding region runs from base 1 to 609 and encodes 202 amino acids. The transcript is spliced from 5 exons. NCBI's taxonomy places the organism in Eukaryota, Metazoa, Arthropoda, Insecta, Hymenoptera, Apidae. The record is from RefSeq and is a predicted model, not a curated record.
AUGGAAACCUCAGAUAGAGUAGAAACGCAUUUAGUCUGCCGCUGUCUUCUAUUCCUUGUUUUCAUUUCUCAUGUCUCGACAAGUGACACUAUCUUCGAUGAAACUGAUACAUUUCCGGAAAUGAACGAAGACGAGGAAACUUCUACGAUCGAUACAGCUCUGCGAAUGUACAGAGAACCAAGAAUGAACCGACGCGGUUACGGUAAAGAUCGUGGAUCGAUGUAUCAGGACGAUCAUCACGACGAUCAUCACGACGAUCAUCACGACGAUCAUAUGACAAAAGAGGAAGAGAACGGAAUGAAAGCCAUGGGGCAGGCUAAAGUUGAUUACUGGGGCGGCUACUAUGAUUUUCUGAUAAACGAGGGAAGUUACAAAUUUUGGGCAGUGUUUCAACUUGCGACCGCGGCUCUCCUCAUCUACAGUGGUUUCGCCGCGCUUUAUUACGCCAAGGUGAAUCCGCCGGCAACGGACGACGAGUUCGACGACAUAUUACGUCGUCGACGGAAACGCAGUGUAUUCUCCAUUUCUCCACGAGAUAGAUCGUUCUGCGGUUUGGACAGUGCUACGUUUCAGAGGAUAAUCGACGCGGUUGCUAGAGACAUCCACUAA